Molecule: messenger RNA, 1448 nt
Organism: Vitis vinifera (wine grape)
Lineage: Eukaryota; Viridiplantae; Streptophyta; Magnoliopsida; Vitales; Vitaceae
Exons: 5
Coding region: 87-1448 (453 amino acids)
Source: RefSeq, a predicted model, not a curated record
AACUGCCAAAAUCACGGUGUUCUGGCAAAAAAUUCAUUUCAGUCAUUGCGAGGCUUCCCGAUGAUAAACGAGACGCCAUUAUAGAAAUGGGAUUUGGAGGACUUCUACACUUGGCUUGUCCAGAACUACGCUACGAGUUGUGUUCUUGGAUAAUUUCUAAUUAUGACACUGCCUACCAUCAACUGAAUAUGGCUACCGGCGUUGUUGUCUCGGUAACAGCACAAGAUGUUGACAAUAUUAUGGGCAUCCCAUGUAGUGGUGAGAAGAUUGUGGUGCAUACUAGGAGAGGCACCUCUAAUCGCACCUACACCAUAAGUCUAUUGGAGCAAAAUCUAGAGAACUUAGCCAUUGGUGAUGACUUUAGGAAGACUUUCUUGAUUUUUGCAUGUGCCACCCUACUCGCACCUAACUCCAAGCUUGAAGGAAUACAUGACCUAUGGGACACCAUAUGGGAUGGUGACGUUGGUGUCCAAAAGAAUUGGUCAAAAUUUGUCCUACAUUACAUAGAGGAUGGAAUCAGAGAAUACCAGAAAAACCAGCCAACUUACAUAUGCGGCUGCCUUAUUUUUCUCCAGCUCUUCUACAUGACAAAAUUUUAUUUGCCAUCCGUCACGGUUGAUGUCACUAUGCCAUUACUUGCUGCAUGGAGUGAUGACCUAAUCAAAAGACGGUUAUCAGCUGAAAUUGCCACAUUUGGUGGUUAUGGUCAUGUCCAUACUCAACAACUACCAGAAUCUGCUGCCCACUCCCAUGCACAGGCAGCAGGUGGGCAGUCAUCGGCUUCUGAUGAUGCUACUGAGGUAAUUCAAGCACGUAUGGUAGAAAACUCAGAAAAAUUGUUGAGAUUAGCCUCUUCAUUAGCUGAAGAUGUUGCUGAAUUGCGUUCCCGUCAGUUUGGGUCGCAAUACCGAUGUUCAGCUACUCCAGCCCAGCCUUUAGCCCAAGUCCAAGAUGAACCAGCUCCUACGACAGGCGACAUUCAGCUUUCAGCUGAAGAAUUUGUUGAACAACCCAGCCUACCAUCAGCACCGCAUUCUCCAACUGAAAGACAUGAAUCUGCAUUUGACCAUGGACCCUCAUCGCUACACCAAGAAUCUCAUGACCAAUCCUAUCCUUACCCACACUUGGAAAGUGUAGAAGAUGUCCAAAAUGUUGGCACAAUAGCUACUCACAGCCAUUUAGACAUACCAACCUCAAGUCACAAAUAUAAACGGACGGGUAGGCGGAUUGUGAAAAGGCCUGCCAUUUGUAAAUCUCCAUUUGUUGCACAAUGCCUUAAACUGUUCCCAAAAAUAUCACAUAAGGAUAGGUUGGUAGCUGAUUUUGCUUUGGACGAAGAUGCUGAUCCAGGCGAGGUUGUAUGUGAUAUGCACGGACUGUUUAUUACGAGGACCGAGCUCGCUUCUCUUAAUGAAGGUCGAUGGGUGAACAACAUUGUAAGCUACUAA